Bradysia coprophila is the source of this 1589-nucleotide messenger RNA. RefSeq lists its product as uncharacterized. NCBI's taxonomy places the organism in Eukaryota, Metazoa, Arthropoda, Insecta, Diptera, Sciaridae. Gene Ontology annotation, molecular function: RNA polymerase II cis-regulatory region sequence-specific DNA binding; zinc ion binding; DNA-binding transcription factor activity, RNA polymerase II-specific. Gene Ontology annotation, biological process: regulation of DNA-templated transcription. Gene Ontology annotation, cellular component: nucleus. The record is from RefSeq and is a predicted model, not a curated record.
CGUAUGUCAACCAAAAACAAAACAACAACAAUUCCGUGCUGUGUUCCUAAUUGUUGUUUUUAAGAGUAGUAUAAAAUAAGAAUAUAAAUAAGAAAAAUUGAAUAGAGCUAUGUUCUCGCCUACCCAAUGCCGGAUGUGCUUGAUAGAGUAUGGCGAUGCCGGAUUAGAAUCAAUGUUGGUAUCCUGGAACGAUUCGAUGAACUUGUGGACGAUGUACGAUUACAUCAUGAAUGUCGGUGAAAUGUUUGAUUUGGUCAACGUUCCUCACAUUUGCAAGAAAUGUAAAGAAGACUUGGUAUCGGCUUACACUUUCAAAGUGAUGUGCACGGAAACCGAAAAGACUCUCACUGGAAUUGUUGCAAUUUGCCAAACUGACAAAGUACCCAAAACUGAAUAUGUCGUGUAUGAUAGUGAAGACAAUGUCGUGAAGUACGCAGACAAUUAUCUUGGAGAUAACAUAGAAAUAUGCGAAGAAAUUGAAGGCGAUGAGGAUGUAUUUGACGAUAAUGAAGAAGUAUGUAAAGACAAUUCCAUUGAGGGCAUAGUGGAAACAAAUGAUGUUGAAUUUCAAGACAGAAGUGACAACCAGACUGAUAAAAGGUAUGCGCGAGUUGAGACCGUACAAGAGAUUGACGGACAACGUAUCACAUCGAAAGUGUUCAGUCGUAAAUGCAAAAAGUGCAACAUAAAAUUCGAAAGUCUGCAUGAGUAUACGGUCCAUUACCGACAGUUGCAUCAGAGGGCAUACAAUCGUAAACUACACAAAUCAAAUGCUCGUAACUGUCCGUCAUGUAACAUCCAAUUUGAAAAUGUGAAACUAUAUCAAGUUCAUUAUCGACGAUUUCACAAGCGGCAACAAGCGGACAAAGAUGCCCAAUCGAGUAGCAAACAAUCAAGAGUAGUGUGCUCAUAUUGCGGUCAAUUGUUCUCUAAAUCAUUCAUUGUGAAGCAUAUUCGGAGCAAACAUUCGGGCGAAGAGAAUAGGCGAUACGAAUGCACGACUUGUGGAAAAAGGUUUACGCUUUGCGAAAAUUUGGUGAUGCACAAAAGGAUCCACUCAAAUGAUAAAAGGUUUGAAUGCGACGUUUGUGGAGAGAAGUUCUUGCAUUGGGCCUCCCGAAGAAAUCACAUUCGAUCCAAGCACACCGGCGGCGAAAAGAACUACGAGUGCCACUUAUGCGGACAAAAAUUCGCUCAUAGUGGUAGCUUGCAUCAACACAUGCAGCGGCACAGAAAUGAAUUACCUCAUUCUUGCAGUACUUGUGCGAAAGGAUUCGUAACCAAAGAGGAGCUCAAGAAUCAUCAGAUCGUACACACAAAGGUGAAGAACGAAGUUUGCGAUGUAUGCUCCAAAUGUUUCGGAACGCGGAAAAAUCUGAGAGCACAUUUGAAGAUCCAUUCGGAACGAGAACGAAAAUACGUUUGCACGGUCUGUGACAAGCGGUUUGCGCAAGCACAUGUUCUGAGGACUCAUUUGAAAACACAUCCCAGCGCUGAAAUGCCAGAAAAUGUCACAUUGCUAGAAAAUGCUUUGGGUUAAAAAUAUACAGAAUUUUGCAGAAAUUGAGAAUUAAAUUGUACGUUUGAUC